AUGGAAACAAGACGCAUUACGAGCACGGGGCCGAGGCAUACGGGUACUACAAGUGUCUCUUGUACCGAGAACGGAGUCGUGCUUGCUGCUAAAUGGGCUCCACCGCCUGGCCCCACCAUCCCGAACCCUGAGACAUUCCUACGAGUAUUUGGCACAGCUGAUGAUUUCCUGGCAAAUGGCAACACAUUGUUCGUCGAGGUGGGCAAGCGUGAUCAGCACAGAAAGCAGGAGAGCGUAGCAAAUCACACUCUCGGGCAAAGAGGUUGCAAGACUGCAGCUGAGCACAUGCAGCGCUACUACUUGCUGCCGAAGAAGCCCAAACUCAUCAAUGUCCAUGUACAUGGUACCAUGACACUACCUAGGUAG
Messenger RNA from Trichoderma virens Gv29-8, 366 nucleotides. RefSeq lists its product as uncharacterized. The record is from RefSeq and is a predicted model, not a curated record. The coding region runs from base 1 to 366 and encodes 121 amino acids. The transcript has 4 exons. NCBI's taxonomy places the organism in Eukaryota, Fungi, Ascomycota, Sordariomycetes, Hypocreales, Hypocreaceae.